Molecule: messenger RNA, 276 nt
Organism: Rotaria socialis
Lineage: Eukaryota; Metazoa; Rotifera; Eurotatoria; Philodinida; Philodinidae
Source: the annotation of a GenBank genome assembly
AUGUCGUCUAACAAUGGUACGAAGUAUAUGGAAAACAAAUAUUCUAAAUCACAUCACAAUAAAUUAGACAAAUUCAUACAAAACUGUCAAGAUGGUAUUGUGACAUUACCAGAACGUCAAUUUAAUUGUCCAUCAUGCAUUAACUUUGAAAGCUCCUCUUGCCAAAUUCCUUCGUGGGUUAAAUAUCCACGUGAAGAUAUAAAAUGUUUCAAUUGCCCACCGAAAUAUUUGUAUUUUGAUGAAAGUUCUUAUCACUUUGUCACUAAACAUCAAUGA